Messenger RNA from Colletotrichum chrysophilum, 1839 nucleotides. RefSeq lists its product as uncharacterized. NCBI's taxonomy places the organism in Eukaryota, Fungi, Ascomycota, Sordariomycetes, Glomerellales, Glomerellaceae. Bases 1 to 1839 code for a protein of 612 amino acids. The record is from RefSeq and is a predicted model, not a curated record. Gene Ontology annotation, molecular function: oxidoreductase activity, acting on CH-OH group of donors; flavin adenine dinucleotide binding. The transcript has 4 exons.
AUGGGUCUUACCAAGAAGCUGGCCGAUGGCCUCGACGAGGUGGACAUAAUCAUCGCUGGAGGAGGAACCGCAGCUUGCGUUCUCGCCAGCCGCCUCGCGACAACGGCACCAGACCUCUCAAUUCUGGUCAUCGAGGGCGGAACCAAUAACCGCGAUGUCCCCAACGUCGUUCAUCCGGCCUUUUUCCUCGACCACCUUGCUCCCGACAGCAAGACCGCAAUCUUCUACCAAGGCAGCCCGUCGGAGCAGCUGGCAGGCCGCAGCCCCAUUGUUCCAUCCGGGGGCAUGCUUGGAGGCGGUUCCUCCAUCAACUUCAUGCUCUACACGCGCGCCCAGAAAUCCGACUUCGACUCUUGGAAGACACCCGGCUGGUCAUCCCAAGACCUCCGCCCGUACCUUAACCGCUUUGAGACGUACCAUGGCAAUGGUGACCCGGCCGACCAUGGCAAGUCAGGCCCCGUACACAUCUCUUCGGGAGGCUUUCGGGUCCCGGGCGCCGAGGACGACAUCCUUGCUGCGGCGCAGCAGAUGGGAUACUCCGAAAUCCGCGACUUGCAGAACAUGGAAGCAAACAAUGGCUUCGAGAGAUGGAUGCGUUACGUCUCGCCCGAUGGCAAGAGACAAGAUGCCGCCCAUACCUUCUUGCACCCGCUCCUCGAGGACGGCAAGCAUCCCAACCUCCAUGUUCUGGUUGAGUCAAAGGUAGUGAGGGUGAUCUUCGAUGAGCACAAGCGUGCCAUCGGUGUGGAGUACACUCCGAACCCCGACUACCAGGCUGUCCUGAACACCACAAGGCAUCCUGUCAAGACCGUGAAGGCCAAGAAGCUCGUUGUCGUCUCAUGCGGUGCAUGCGGUACGCCUGGAGUCCUGGAGAGGUCUGGUGUCGGUAACAAGGAGGUUCUCGCCAAGGCCGGCGUUCCCGUUGUUACCGAUCUUCCCGGCGUUGGGCAUGACUACCAGGACCACCAUCUCAUCCUCUACCCUUACAAGACAGCGCUCUCAAAGGAUGAGACACUCGACGAGAUCUUCAGUGGCCGCAUAAGCCACGAAGAUGCGAUAGCACAGAAGCACAAGAUGCUGGGCUGGAACGGCGUCGACAUCGUCAGCAAGAUCCGCCCAACAGAGGAGGAGAUUGACACCCUGGGCCCUGAGUUCCGCGCCGCAUGGGACAAUGACUUCAAGAACGACAUCAACCGCCCGCUGAUGCUCAGCGGUUUCUUACAUGGAUUCCUUGGUGACCACUCAGGCAUCCCAGUAGGCCAGUACACCACCGGCGCAAACUACACCGCAUAUCCCUAUUCCCGCGGACACAUCCAUAUCACGGGUCCCAACGUCUCCGACCCGCUCGACUUCAACCCCGGCUUCCUCACGGACGCCAACGACAUCGACUUGAAGAAGCACAUCUGGGCGUACAAGAAAGCCCGCGAAAUCGCCCGGCGCACAGCUCUCUACCGCGGUGAAGUCACCGGCGGUCACCCUGCCUUUGCGCCCACGUCCAAGGCCGCGCUCGUGGACGACGUUUCUGCAGAUGCGCACAAGAAUGUCGUCAACAUCGAGUAUACUGCGGAAGACGACAAGGCGAUCGAGCAGUUUGUCAGAGAGAACCUCAACACGACGUGGCACUCGCUGGGAACGGCUAAGAUGGCGCCCAGAGAUGACAAGGGUGUCGUCGAUUCCAGCCUGAGCGUGUACGGUGUGGAGAGGCUGAAGCUCGUGGACUUGAGCAUCUGCCCGGAGAAUGUGGGCGCGAACACGAAUAAUACUGCCUUUGUUGUCGGCGAGAAGGCAGCGGAUAUCAUUGCGAAGGAGUUGGGCAUUACGGUUCCGCCAAAGCUAUGA